AUUGACGAUCACUCAUGCUAUACGAGAGUCACAAGACAGGCUGCCUUGGUGUUCGACAAUGGCCGCGCGAUGGCACUAUGGGUCGACGUCAAGACAAAAGUGGUGUACGCUUCGCAGAGACCCCAUGUUGAUGACUGGGUCCUCAUCAGCUCGAUAAACAAACUCUUCCGCGAGCUGGGCAGACAAGCAUUUUUCCAAGGGAAUCAUUCUUUAUGGACUCUAAGCCCCCCUAGAGAUCUGAGCUGGCAGGGUACAUUUUCUCAAAGACAACAUCCUUCACUCAAUAGCGCUAGAAAAUAUAAAGGACGUGACCUUCACCUUCGAAAGAGACCACGUCACUAGUCCUGUUAUCUUCCUGGACCUACCAAAACGAAUCGAGCCAUUCCAAACCCUAAGAAGCUGUACUUGUCUGAUGGGACCGGGGGACUCGCAAGUACCAGGGCUGACUGCAGUGCCAGACAGUUGGACGAAGCGACUUGUGGACUUCGGAGUGCCCCCGGACUUGAAGUUACGAUUGAUGGUCACGAACGAGGGAACAGCGCUGCUUGGGCUUAUUGGUGUUUAUUUGGAGGUAAAAGCACGGAUACUCAAGAGAGAAGAGGAGAUGAAGAAGGAACAGGAGGAAUAUAAUGACGUUGAUG
Molecule: messenger RNA, 641 nt
Organism: Xylaria bambusicola
Lineage: Eukaryota; Fungi; Ascomycota; Sordariomycetes; Xylariales; Xylariaceae
Exons: 1
Coding region: 70-342 (90 amino acids)
Source: RefSeq, a predicted model, not a curated record